Messenger RNA from Ostertagia ostertagi, 729 nucleotides. Lineage: Eukaryota; Metazoa; Nematoda; Chromadorea; Rhabditida; Trichostrongylidae. The record is from the annotation of a GenBank genome assembly.
CAUUCGGAGCAAAUACGCCACCCGGAAAUUCUGCUGUCUCGUCCCAAGCAGCAUCGAGGGUCGGUCUACUGCCUGUCUUUCAAUGGUACUGGAGAGUUAUUAGCGACUGGAUCGAACGACAAAACACUUCGACUGAUGGCUUUCAACUCUGACGCUUGCAAGAUUGGUGCUGAAAUGGAGUUCAGUUCUCAUGAUGGUACAAUUAGGGAUGUGAUCUUCUUAGAAGAUACUGUUAGCAGGACUUCGUUGUUGAUCAGCGGUGGAGCAGGAAACUGUCAUCUGCAUGUCACCGACUGCCAUUCUGGUCAAAUGGUGCAAUCACUGCGAGGCCAUAACGCGCCGAUCCUCGGAUUAUUCACCUGGAACAGUGGUCCGAUGUUCGUCUCGUGUUCGCAAGACAAGACAAUUCGUUUCUGGGACGUACGUACAUCACAAGCCGUUAAUGUGAUCCAGCCGACCAACAAAGCGCACAGUGCACCGGUGACAUCCGUCUGCGUUGAUCCAUCCGGCCAAUUGCUCGUUUCCGGUCAUGAGGACGCGUCUGUGGCGCUCUACGACAUUACAGGAGGUCGCGUUCUACAGACUUACAGGCCUCACGGUGAUGAAGUACGAACAGUGCGAUUCAGCAACGCUGCCUACUAUCUGCUCUCGGCCAGCUAUGACAAGAGGGUUGUGAUAACGGAUAUGCGAGGCGACCUCAUGGCUCCUGCGCCAUUGACGGCUCUGAGU